AUGAAGACGUUAUUGUUCGUUCUGGGUAUUGGCUGGCACGCGGGUUUUGUUUCGGGUGAUAUUCUGAGUGCAAAUAAUGCAAGUGAUUUAUCAAAAGUUGAAUCCAGGAAAAUAAAACACACAAUAUCUAGAAUAUUUAGCGUCCCUCACAAUCAUGCGAGAAGCAACAACGGGGAGUCAUACAGAAAAUUAAUUGAUAUACUCACAAAUAAAAAGGCACAAAAUCUUGAAAUUGGGAAAAGUGACAACACUACUGGUUACAGUGAUACUGAAAGUUUAUCAUCCCUGUACAGUGAUGUUGCAGUACCCACAUUAUCAAAUGUACAAACAUAUCAUUCUAAAGUUGAUGAAGUAAAAGACGAUGCCUUGAAUCGUGCAAGGUCGAACUUAUAUUCAAUUUUGCUAAAUAAAAAUGCCAAUACAGAAAGCUCUUUAGCUAGUCUCGUAUCGACUAAAGAAACAGAAUUAAAUGCCGACACACUCAGCGAGAUAAUACAAAGCCUCAAUGUAAAUAAUCUAACCGAUUUGGGUCAAGAGCAAAAUAAAAUUCGAAAAGGAAAACUAGUAAUAUAUUACGACGAUAAUGAAGAAGCUACUGAGAGUCCAAUUGAAAUAACUACUAAAUAUCAGCCAAAGCAGAACCAAGAACAUGAGGAUGAGCCCACAGAGAGUAUAGAAGAAGAAUUGCUUAACAUGUACAUAGAGUAUAAUGUACCUUUAGAAAUUUAUGACGAAAUAAAAAAUCGAAAAUAUAUACAUCCCGAAUAUCGCAUUAAAGAUUUUGUUAUUAGCUUUCUGAAAUACGUCAUACAAAAUGGGCAGCUAACUUUGGAAAUAUUAAAGAAGCUUGAACGUAUUAUAGAAAAGGCAACCAUCGAUAUAGAUCUUAUAAAGCUGCUUGUAUCAAAGAAUGAUAACGCAAAUUCAAUGGGAAUUAAAACAAUAACUCGAAACACUGUUACAGACGCUAUUGAAGGUAUUUCACAAAACACAAAGGUUCUAGCGAAAGAAAAUAUUUAUCUUCCAGAUGAAACUACUACAAUAUUAAAUGCGCCCGUUAUUAAUCAAAUCGAACAUGUGUUAAAGGAUGAUACUUUAGAUAGCAAUAUGUACGACUCAGAUGUUGCAAGUACAGUAAGAAAUUUGAUAUUAAAUCCGAAAAAUUCAAUCAAUCCAGCUGUAAGUCCAGACCAGAAGAAGAAAUUAAAUGACAUUAUUUUUCAUCCCUCUCUGGAUAUCGUCAAAACGACGAAUGAAAAAUUAAGUCCUGUCAUAAAAUCAAAAACUGGGCUCUUUGGAACAGAUUCAGUGACAAAAUCUUUUGCAGAUCUUAAAAAUAGUUUUCUCGAAAGCAUUCCAAAUAGUAGCAAUGGUCCUAAAGACAUUGUUGGAUCUUUUUUAGAGCAAAGCAAUGAUAAAAGUAAUCAAACAAAUAUAAGUGAGAAAAUUGAAAGUCAAAAUAAUUAUGAGACCUCUCAAAACGUUUUCGAAAACGAAAGACCAGCUAAUAUUACUUCAGACGAUGAAAUGGCAUUAUCGCAUGACGACGCUGUAAGGGAAGCCUUAAAAGAUAUUAAAAAGAAAAAGAAUCUAAGAAUUGUACAUCCUGAACAUAAUUGCGAUGACUAUGGACUUUGUGAAUAUGAAAACGAAAUCUAUGCAUUCGACCUUAAAAAACUCAAGCAUUUUCUUAAGGGUGAAUUGAAAAAUGUAGUUCCACAAUUGGAUAAAUUAGAUACAAAUGUUCCUGUUUUAUCAAACAGACCUGUUGAUGAAUAUUUAAAAUAUAAUAAAGGAAAGCCUUUUCUCAUAUAUGUUGUUUUUCCGGAUUCCGAUAAAAGUUUUCGCAUUACAAAUGAAUCGGGUCAGAUAUUAACGGAUGCUGAAAAUGACAUUCAAGAUGAUGAUACCUCUGUUCUGCAACAUAAUAAUCCUACGGAAAAUAAUAAAAAAGGCAUUCUAAAUUUGAUUAAGAUUAAGAGCCUGGAUUCUGAAAUACCUAUCGAUAAAGAAGUGGUAAAGAAAAACACCUACAACGAUGUGGUUAAAGAGAUAAUACAGAGUUUACCUGAAAAAAAUAGACCUGAUGACCUCUUAAAUAUUUUCAAAAAAGCAAAAGUUGUAGAUCAAAGUUUAAAUCCCAUGUAUGAUUAUGAUUUCAAUUCGUCUUUAAUCAACUUGUUGAAUACGUUGCCUAAAAAUGAAAACAAUGACUUACGUAAUAAUGAAAAUAUAUCUAAUUUCUUAAAGGAGCUGAAUAGCAUAACUACUAAUCAAAAGCCUAGCCCUGAUUCCGCUGCAAAUAGCAAUUUGCCUAGACGCGAUAAAAUUAUUGAUUUAUUGAAAGAAUUGGCUAGCACAACGAAGAGUUCAAAUCCUAAUGCCGACAAUGAACAAAUUGGUGAUUUACUGAAGAAACUGGUUAGUAUAACAACUAGUCCAAAACCUAACCAAGAUGAUGUACAUAUUGCUGAUUUAUUAAAGGUACUAGCUAGUCAAACAGCUAAUCAAACCCCAAACCCCAAUAGCUUAACUGAAUCUGAUAUUAUUAAAGAAAUUAUGCAACUUAUUGCGAACCCUAAAGAUGACAACGACAUUAACUGGACACCAAGAACAAAUGUUCUAGAAAAUUUAGAAAAAGACAUUUUAUACAAAAUUGAUGAAGUGUUAUCGAAUCCCCAAAAAUAUUUAAAUCUCUUAUUUCAAAAUUCGCCCCUACUUAAUCACCUACGGCGGCUUAUUACUGAUAAGAAUUUAUACCAAAAGUUAUUGAAUCUAAUAAGAAUCGGUGUUAGAGGUAUUCAAGAAGGUAAUCAGACCAAAGAGGCGGAAGACAAAGAAAUAAAAACAUUAACAAAUGAAUUGAUAACGCAAUUAAUAUACUUACGGGAAAAUUUGGAAAACAGAAACGUACCUAGGUCAGAAAUUCGAAGGAUCAUAGAAGGUGAAGCUCAAAAGGGUAUUUUAAGAAUAUCCACACAAAGCACUGCAUCGUGUGCCAAAAAAGUUAACAAAGCAAUUGAGCUCGAAAAUUUCACGCCGAUAUUCUCACAAUUGCUUAUUUGCUUCACUUUUAUCGGAGUAAGCGUUAAUAUCAUGCACCUUCGACUUCUCGUUUUUUUAAUAGUUAUUGUUCCUGUUUAUCUCAAUGAGGAGGCCCCCAAAACAAGAAGUGAUAGCAACAAUUAUCCCUUUGUUCAAUGCCCCAGUCAAAAACUAUUAAAAGAGACUUUAAAUAUUCUCAGAGAAAAUAUAGAUAAGAAAGAGAUGCUUAGCCCUGAAAAAUUCAAACAGAUUUUAGAUAAAGCGGAAGAAUAUUUAGAGACGACUCAUACACUUGAAGAACAACCUACAGAUAUACACGUAGAAAAUCUAAAAAGAUAUUUAGAAAAUCCUAAUCACCGUACAAAAAAGGAAGUUCGAACAUCCCCACUGCCAUUGAGCAAGUCAGAAAACUUAACAGGGAAAGUAACUUUUCAAUAUGAUUUGCAAGGAAUCAAUCCAGACUGCAAAGAACUAUUUAAUGGCGUUGUCAGUGCGAUAAAUGCAGUGUAUCUACAGAUGAAGACAUUUUGUGAAGCAACAGGCAUAUGUAAUAUGAAAAAUGAAAAUCCAUUGUUACAACAACAUGUUGUUCCACCAUACGGCCGUUUACCAUCAGCAUCUGGUCAAUUGUCGAAUAACCCAAAUAUUAUAGACUUUUUAAGUUCGUACCCGCAAAAUGGAAAUGUAAUGACUUUACUACAAAAUUAUAAACCUAAUGUUCCGAAUUUUAUGUUUGGAAAUAUUUCACCAAAUUACAAAGAAAACUCUGUCAGUGGCGAAGGUGCGCAACAAAGCAUAGAUUUGAAUUCAUUCCUUCAAAGCCACGAUAUAAAUGCUGAACCCUUAAAUAAUGGUAUAAACUGGCAAUAUUUAGCUAAACUCUCACAGCUAAAUGUGCUAAAUGGGAAUCAAAAACUGGAUCCUUUUACUUUUAUUCAAAGUUUCCGACCUAACUAUAAUGAUGGGCAGAAUCAGGACGAGCUUACAAACUUGCCAGGGGACUUACCAAAUCACGAUGUAACAUAUACUCCAGAUGAUACUUUAAUACAAAAAUAUAAACAAAUUGGUAUAGUAAAAGAUAGCAAAAUCCCUAAUUCAAAUCAACUGACUUUGAAUAGUGUGAACAAUGAAGAAAGUGAUGGUUUAUGGAAUGACUUGACCAGAGAUCAACCUUCGUAUCUGGAAUUUAUGACUGUAUUAAACCAACCUACUGGAUAUAUUAGUGUACCACAAUCUCAGAAUAAUAACCCUCUCGUCAACCUAACGACACCUCCAAAUAAAACAAAUGAAAAUUUAAACAAUCACGGAGGAUUCGUUGACUCUAGGAUACUUGACUCCAAUACAUUUGGAAGCAAAGUGAUUCUUGGUAAGAAUUUUACCGAACUAGUGGCUAAUAUUUCUGGCGACAUAAACGACUUGCGUUUAAAUAAUAAUGUGCAAAAUUAUUUUAGACCAGCAAAAAGCCAAAUACCGUUUGGAGUAAAUUUGCCACUGAAAGAGAUAAAUUCUGACAAUAAGAUGCGACCACCUCCGAUGUAUUUAGAAAAUCAGAAUCCUUUUUCAAACUCUGCUGCAAACUUACAUGGACAUCAAAAUUCACAAAAUGUUUUGAACUAUCCGUUCUAUAAUCAGCAGCAACAGUAUUACAAUAUGCCAGCAAAUAUUAAUCCGCCUUCUAAAAUUUCUAAGCAUACACAUCAAAUGGCUCCUCAACAAUCGUAUCUCAAUUGGUACCAAAAUAAGAGAGACGAUUUCCACCAGUCUUUUCAAAACAAAGAGUCAGUAGGUAUUCGACCAGAACAUGAUAUAACGGGACCAGUGCCACCCUAUGCAUCAUUACUCCAACAGCAAAAAGGAAUCCCAUCAACAGAUUACCAUUUUGCACAUCAUAAUAAUUCCCUUGAGCUCAGUGAUUCGUUUCGGUUGACAAGUAUGACUAAUGGCCCUAAAUUGAACAUGGUGCCCAAUAAAAAUGGUGUUGUUGAAUUAACAUUUACGCUACAACGUCCACAGUCAUAUGUUUACAAACCGUUGUAUUACGUUAAGUAUAGACUCCCUUAUGAAACAUAUAUGUAUAACGUGCAAAAUCUGCUCCAAAGACGGCCCUUCUUAAGAAAUAAUCCAUCUAAACUGUAUCAAGAUCUGCUGGCCGUCGCAAAUAUAAGUGAAUCGUCUCAAGAUUUAAAAGAUUUAGCCAAGGAAGAGAUAUCUCAUUUAGUAGCUUCCAGUGGUGCUCUCGUCAAAGCUAGAGUGUUAGAUGAAUUUGGUGAAGCAAACAAGGGGGUGGAUAGUGAUAUUAAAGACAUAUUAAGAUCGGCGUCCGGGCUAAGUGCCGCGGGAAUAUUAAAUGCCACCAAAGAAGCAAUACAUGGUGUAGAUACAGUGAUGAACAGUACAUCUGUAGAUUUAAACAAAACUUCUACACUUAAAGAAACGCCUAUCGACUUACCAACUAAAUCAAUUCAUGCAAGAUCUUUACGGUACCCAAAUCCUACGCUACCUUUAACACCCUAUCGCUAUCCAUUUAAUACGAACAGAGGUUAUGGUGCAGGAAUGAGCAAAUAUAUUAAUAGGCAAAUUAUGAUGCCUUCACGGGUUCUUGGGUAA
Messenger RNA from Leptosia nina, 5652 nucleotides. NCBI's taxonomy places the organism in Eukaryota, Metazoa, Arthropoda, Insecta, Lepidoptera, Pieridae. The record is from the annotation of a GenBank genome assembly.